Carica papaya (papaya) is the source of this 1920-nucleotide messenger RNA. RefSeq lists its product as uncharacterized. Gene Ontology annotation, molecular function: protein binding. The record is from RefSeq and is a predicted model, not a curated record. NCBI's taxonomy places the organism in Eukaryota, Viridiplantae, Streptophyta, Magnoliopsida, Brassicales, Caricaceae.
AUGAAGAACCAAGAAACCCUCUCUGUAAUCAUCAUCUUCAUCAUCCUCUUCUCUUCUCUAACAGCGUUAUCAAAGCCCUGCCAUGAAAAUGACAGCCAAGCUUUGCUUGGAUUUAAGGCCAAGAUCACUUCAGACCCUUCCAAUCUUCUUCGCUCCUGGUCACCUUCUUCCGAUUGCUGCACUUCCUGGGCCGGCGUCGUCUGUGAUUCUUUCGGCAGAGUCAUCAAUGUCUCACGUCCAGGACUUGUUUCUGGCGACGACUUCAUCUAUGACACCUUCAUGGUCGGAACUUUAUCGCCGUCCAUCGGUAACCUGGCUUUCCUUCAGGUUUUUGAUCUGAGUAAUCUGAAAUUCCUAAAGGGUCCAAUUCCGCCGGAGUUCGGAAAAUUGUCACGGCUUACUCAUCUUUUUCUUGAUUUGAACAGACUCUCCGGGUCAAUUCCGGUAACUUUCAGGCAUCUUUCCCGGCUGGAAAAACUUUCUCUCAGUUAUAAUCGGCUGUCUGGGGUUGUGCCUGGAUCCGUAAUGGGUUCUCUGUCGUUAUUAUCUGAACUUUAUCUUUCUGGGAAUCGGUUUGUUGGGUCAAUUCCGGCUGAGAUUGGAAAGUUGGUGAGAUUGACAAAUCUUGAUUUUCAUGGAAACAAUCUCUCUGGUAGUAUUCCUUCCGCCGUUGGCAACCUUCGGAGCUUGAAAUAUCUUGAUCUGUCUGAAAAUCAGAUUACUGGAAGCAUUCCAAAUUCCAUUAAUGGACUAUCCCAGUUGCAGUUACUUUAUCUGAACAAGAACCAGAUUACAGGAAGCAUUCCUUCUUCUAUCUCAGGACUUGUUUCUUUAACAUUCUGCCGUUUAUCGGAAAACAAGCUGACCGGAAAUUUACCGCCGUCUAUAGGCACUCUUCCGAAAAUCCAGCGGCUUAUUCUAGAAAACAACAGGCUGACAGGAAAACUGCCGGAGACCAUCGGCAACCUCGUAACUCUAACUGAGAUAUUCUUCUCUAACAACAUGUUUACAGGCAAGAUUCCUUCAAGUUUGGGAAACUUACAGAAUCUUCAGACUUUAGAUUUGUCGAGAAACAAACUCUGUGUCGUCUCUCAGGAAAUUGCAAAAUUACAGAAGUUGCAAACCUUGGACCUCUCAUUCAAUCCUCUUAAAUUAUUUAGCGUACCAAAUUGGCUUUCCAAGCUGAAACUUUUCCGAUUACUUUUAGCAGAAACCGGCAUUAAAGGACAGCUUCCAAUCUGGCUAUCUUCAUCAUCUAUAUCGAUUCUCGAUUUAUCCAGUAACGAACUGACCGGAAAAAUACCGGCUUGGAUCGGAAACAUGAACAGUUUGUCUUUUCUUAACUUAUCAAAUAACGGGUUCCAUUCAUCAAUCCCAGCAGAGUUCAAGAACCUUUCUCUUCUAAUGGAUCUCGACCUCCACUCCAACAAGUUUUAUGGUCAGCUCAAUUCAAUUUUCACGAAAGAAAUCAGAGACCCACUCGGCCGUUAUAACUCCAUCGAUGUCUCUAACAAUUUCUUCGUGGGUCCCAUCGAUGGACAAAUCGGAUAUCUACCUUCAAUGUCCUCCAUAAAAUCACUGGUCCUUUCUCAGAAUCCAUUAGGAGGAUCAAUACCAAAGUCAUUAGGGAAGUUGAGUGAACUGCAAGUGCUGGAGCUCGUCGGAAGUGGGCUUUCCGGGAAGAUACCGGAGGAGGUCGGUGACGCCGGUGAACUGGUAAGAGUUUUUCUUUCGAGAAACAGACUAACAGGUUCUAUACCGGAGAAGGUGAUUACGUUGAAGAAGCUCCGAGACUUCAACGUGUCGUCGAACAGACUCGCCGGCCGAAUACCUCCGCAUAAAGCCAGAAUUCCGGUUUCCGCAUUCGGGGAUAAUCCCGGAUUAUGCGGUGAUCCUCUUCCUCCAUGUAAGCAUUAUUAG